Molecule: messenger RNA, 622 nt
Organism: Volvox carteri f. nagariensis
Lineage: Eukaryota; Viridiplantae; Chlorophyta; Chlorophyceae; Chlamydomonadales; Volvocaceae
Exons: 5
Coding region: 200-622 (140 amino acids)
Source: RefSeq, a predicted model, not a curated record
AGGGUAUGCAGUUGGCGAUCUCCUGGUCGAUAGUUGGUUGGUCGCAUUUGUGCUCGCCAGAGAGGUGCUUGCCGAGGUGUCCGAUCUUAUCAUCAGCAGUCUUCAUACGCCGAUCAGGUUACUUGCUGUCUAUUAACAUAUUGGCUAGACCAGCAUAUUUUUGCAGACCUUUAAAGCUCGUUUGUCGUGGUCUAGAAGAAUGGCCGGCGUCAAUCCCGUCCUUGUGCUUGUCCUUCCGCUGGCGUACAUCCUGGCGUCGACUAUGAUCACUUUGAAGCUUACUUUGGUGUUGUCGCUUCUCGGCCAGGCUGGCGUUAAGGUUAGGUCCAUGAAGCAGCUCGCGCCGAUCGAACCAGCUGUGACUGCACUCGUGGACUACUUGACGCGCGUGUUUGGACCACUGCACAAGUUCACCCCUCAGCCUACGCACGUGCUGCUGGUGGCCGUGAUUGUGGCCCUGGUAGUGCAUGGCAGCGGCAGCAGCCGCCGCAAGGUAUUUGAAUCGUUCGAAGGUCACCGUCAUGAAUCACGGUUCUGUUUAGCAUGGCCAGCUCACGAGUUUCAUGCAAAGUAUACAUUUUGGACUCAGAUCAAUCAAUAUAGUGUUUCUACGGUACUGUAG